AUGUAUUCAGUUGCUUUUCUCAUUUUAUGUUUAUCAUUUCCUGUCAUCGUCCGCAGUGACUACAACUGUACAACCCCAAAUACACUUAUAACUUUUGAUGAUUUACCUGCAAUAUCUGGUUACGCUUGGAUACCAAACAACUAUUUCGAUUUAGUUUGGUCUAAUGUCGCUUACAUGUUUAUUCCCUAUUUCAACUUACAAAACGGUGAUCAUACAGCUCUUUCAACUGGCUUAUAUGCCGCUUACAAUGUGGAUGGAAGCCCCAUGACCAUUAGUUCUCCAGCAACUUCUUAUGCUUUUAAUAUAAACUCAUUUGUUGCAGUGGCUUUCUCUAGGAAUAAUUUAAUUUUAUCAGUGGAUGGAAAGCUGGAUGGGACAACAAUUUAUCAACAAACAGUGAUACUCCAGACGAAUGUUUCUUCGUUUAUAGUAUUAAACUGGACUUAUAUUGACACCAUUAGUUUCACUACUUCGGGCGGAAUUAUUAAUCCUAUGUUUUCUGGACAAGAGAACGACACAAACUUUGCUAUGGAUAAUUUAUGCGUCGAUAUAAGUUCAUUUUAUACACCAACACUUUAUCCAAUUACAACCACUCCAUGGACCAUAGUAUUGCCAUCUGAUGUUAGAUAUUCUCCAACUUCGCUCAUAGUUGUUGGAGCUGUACUUGGUGGCAUAAUUAUAGCACUCAUCAUUGGAAUAUAUCUAUGGUUUACCAUUCGUUGGUGCCGCGCCUCUUAA
Molecule: messenger RNA, 738 nt
Organism: Adineta steineri
Lineage: Eukaryota; Metazoa; Rotifera; Eurotatoria; Adinetida; Adinetidae
Source: the annotation of a GenBank genome assembly